AUGGCCUGCUGCCUGGAGUCUGCACUGCCGCUGCUGCUACUACUGCUGCUGGGGUCUGCGAGCUCCACCGACGGGAAUCGCUGCGUGGACGCGGCGGAGGCGUGCACAGCAGACGAGCAGUGCCAGCAGCUACGCUCUGAGUACGUGGCACGAUGCCUGGGUCGGGCAGAGCCGGGAGGAACCGGGGGCUGCGUGCGCUCCCGCUGCCGCCGUGCCCUGCGCCGCUUCUUCGCCCGCGGGCCUCCGGCGCUCACCCAUGCGCUGCUCUUCUGCGGAUGUGAAGGCCCAGCGUGCGCCGAGCGCCGGCGCCAGACUUUCGCGCCCGCCUGCGCGUUCUCGGGCCCCGGGCCGGUGCUGCCCUCCUGCCUGAAGCCCCUGGACCGCUGCGAGCGCAGCCGCCUGUGCCGGCCCCGUCUCCUUGCCUUCCAGGCCUCGUGCGCUCCGGUGCCCGGCUCCCGCGCCCGCUGCUCGGAGGACGGGGGCCUGCGUUGUCUGCGCGCCUACGCAGGCCUCGUAGGCACCGUGGUCACCCCCAACUACCUGGACAACGUGAGCGCGCGCGUCGCGCCCUGGUGUGGUUGUGAGGCCAGCGGAAACCGGCGCGAAGAGUGCGAAGCCUUCCGCAAGCUCUUUACAGGGAACCCCUGCUUGGAUGGUGCCAUACAAGCCUUUGAAAGCUUGCAGCCAUCAAUUCUGCAGGACCAGCAGAACCCCUACCAGAAUGCUGGGUGCUGUUUCCCACGGGUAGGUAUGGGGGGAGGACGGGGAGUUGACAGUCUCUGCAUCCCUCUUGUCUGUACUUACCCUUCCCAGGCAGGCCACGGUGAGGGGCCUGAGUGGCCUGAGAAGAGAUGGAGGCAGAAACGGUCUCCAUUUUGUCCUCACUCUCAAGGUGUCCUCCAUGUCCUCGAUGUCCGCACUCACUGUCCUGGCUCUCCAGGUUCUGCUCUGAUUAGGAAGGUGAACCGUGGCCAACACAGUUGACUGUCAUGUUUCCAGAUUACUGAUCACUGAGCUGAAACUCCCUUGCCCUCAGGUCUGCUGUCCUUUGCAGGUCUGAAACCCUGUGAGGCUGUCCCCUGGAUUGAGGGCCGGAGGCUAGGGUCUGACUGAAAAGCCUGUGUUCCCCUGUCAGUAGGCAUCUUGUGUGUUUUCUUCACCGUCCUUGAGAUAAGCACCUGUAGAUGAGGCCUCACUGGGCCCCUUGGGCUCACAGAGCAGGACGAGGCUAGUCUCUGCUCCUAGAAUUUGGAGCUAUCCUUUUCCAAGAAGACACGGCACUAAGGAGGUCAUGUGAACAGACUGACAGACAAGACUGCCUAAACACCCUCCCAGUUAGCCAUUACUCACCUUUAAGGCUACCCGUGCCCCAGGACCAGCACUGACGUUGCUUGUUACCUAUGCCAUGGUGUUGUGUAGAUAUUAAAGAGAGACUCAGGACCCUCCUGCUCAGCAUCCACUGGCUUCCCAGCCUCUCCCUGCUUUGGUUUCUCCAGCACCUGCAGUGGCUCAAUAAACCCAUGUGCACUGAGACCAACCUGGUUUUCUGUCAUCUGACCUGGAAAUGUGGAGACCCCUGUGGCCUUGGAUACCUCCAGAACUACUCCUGAGUCUGAAAACCUGAGAAUGAAUAUACCCAUCUCUGGAGCAGCAGCCAGCAACUGAGAUUGAGGGCAGGUGUUGCAGUUUCUUUGCAAACUCAAAGAUGGUGUUUGCUGGCAUUAUCAGCGAGCUCUGGGCUUUUGCCAGGUCUUGCCUAACUAACAGACAGGCCAUACUGGGUUGAGGAAAUGCCUGAACAAACUGGGCUGAAGCACAUCUGACUCCAGGGUUCAAAAGAUCUUGUGAUGGUCAGUCUUCACAUAGCUGCUCGAAGGCUAGAAAAGGCCCUACUGAAGGGUAAGAAAGGGUGCCACCAUCUGGAGCUUUACAUUCUCUCAGCAUCUCAGCAGAGAUCGCUGCGAGAAAGGCACGCCUCCUUUCCAGCAUUCAUGGAUGAUAUGCUAGUGGCCCAGUGUGGGUCAUGGAUCUUUUGCUGAGGAAAGUCACAGCCAGCAGGUCACCUGGUGUAGGAGGGAUGGUUUCUCAGAGGAGGUAUUGAGCAGAGUGAGAGUGAAGCUGGGUCCACACUUCCCAUUUCACAAAGAGAAUUCCCUUCCCCACCUGCAUGGGACCGGACACCUGUGCACGUGUGGGUGGGGAGAGGCAGGGUGUGUUGGGGCCAGGGAGCAAUGAAAGCAUCACUCUUCCCUGCUUACUACAACUACAAAGUGGCUCCAACACAGGAUGAACUCUGCUGAUUUCCUUAUGUGAGUGUGCUCAACUCCACUGCUUGUUUGACUGAUAUUUAGCAUAAAAUGUAGACAUUAAAAUGUACGUAUUGCCU
Mastomys coucha (southern multimammate mouse) is the source of this 2386-nucleotide messenger RNA. It is a transcript of the gene Gfra4, whose product is annotated as GDNF family receptor alpha 4. Gene Ontology annotation, molecular function: glial cell-derived neurotrophic factor receptor activity. Gene Ontology annotation, cellular component: signaling receptor complex; external side of plasma membrane. The coding region runs from base 1 to 984 and encodes 327 amino acids. Gene Ontology annotation, biological process: nervous system development. Lineage: Eukaryota; Metazoa; Chordata; Mammalia; Rodentia; Muridae. The record is from RefSeq and is a predicted model, not a curated record. The transcript is spliced from 5 exons.